AUGACUUCCACAUGUAUUUUAUCACCUGUAAAGGUAACUACUGCUUCAUCUGUUACUACAUCAUGUGAAACAUUAACACCAACAAAAAUUAAUAAUACUAUAAAAUUAAAAAAUGAUUUUAUUAAUAAAAUAUUAGUAAUGAAAAAUGAAUCAUCAAAUAAUCCAGUUUUUACAUUAGAAAGAUAUAAACAAACAAUUGAAUUAAUUAAUGAUGCAAAAUUAAAAAAAAGACAAGUUAAAUUCUUUAUUUCGGAAUGUAAUGAAUGCAAAAUUAAGCGCGCAAAACCAAGAAAUUCAUCGAAAUUAGUUAUACGUCCAAUUAUUUCAAAUGAUUUUAAUUCACGUGGUCAAGUAGAUCUUAUUGAUAUGCCAUCUUCUCCUGAUGGUGAGUUUAAAUUUAUUUUAAAUUAUCAAGAUCAUUUUACAAAAUUUUCUAUUUUACGACCACUUACAUCAAAAACUGCAGCGGAAGUCGCAUUUAAUUUGUUAGAUAUUUUUACUACAUUUGGUGCACCUGCAAUAUUGCAAUCAGAUAAUGGGAGGGAAUUUGUGGCUAGAGUUAUUGAAGAAUUAGCAUUAAUAUGGAAAGAUCUUAAAAUUAUUCAUGGAAAACCUCGCCAUCCAAUAUUAAAUAAUAGUCCAUAUGCAGUUUUAUUUGGUAAUGAAUCUAAAUUAGGAUUAUCAUCAACAUCUUUAAAUCCUUCUAUUUUUAAUGAUAUAACAACUGAAGACGAGUUAAUAAGUGAAUUUGGUAUAUUAACAAAUGAUGUAGAUGAUGUGAAUUCAUGUACAAGUGAUAGUGAACAAGAUGGAUUAAAAUUUAAUGAAUUAAUAAUUGCUGAAUUAAAUGAUAAUAAUCAAUUAGAUAAUAAUAAUAAAUUAGAUGAUAAUAAUGUAUUAAAUAUUAUUGAACAAAAUAAAAAUAAUAAUGAUUUACUUACUAACAGAGUUAAAAAAACAAAUAAUAUUCGUGAAGUUGGACGACAUGGCCAAAAACGACAAGCUGAUGAAUUUUUGCAAAAUAUAACAAAACGACAUAAAUUAGCUGAUCUAAACGUUGGCGAUAAUGUUUUGGUUCCAGUACCAGAUGUUGAUCGUGGACCAACUGAUGCGCGUAAUGUACUUGCUGUUAUUAUUGAAAUAAAAGAUGACAAAUACAAAUUAGGAGUAGAACAAGGUGUUAUUAAUAAUUAUUAUAGUUUUAAUCAGUUUUCAAAAGCUCCAGGAAUACCAACUAUAUUAAUUGAAGACGUCGAUCAAAGUAUUAAGAAAUCAUUAAGAGAAGUUGUUAAAUUACAGAGUGUUACAGGCGGACAAGGAUUUUUAAAAUGUUCGUGUAAACGUGGUUGCUCAAGUAGUAGGUGCAAGUGUAAAAAAAUAAACUUUUAUGCAAUUCGAGAUGUCAUAAUUCCACAUCAUGUUGUAAUAAAUAAUUGUGAUAUAUAA
This is a messenger RNA of Adineta steineri, 1446 nucleotides long. The record is from the annotation of a GenBank genome assembly. NCBI's taxonomy places the organism in Eukaryota, Metazoa, Rotifera, Eurotatoria, Adinetida, Adinetidae.